This is a messenger RNA of Effrenium voratum, 1671 nucleotides long. The record is from the annotation of a GenBank genome assembly. Lineage: Eukaryota; Dinophyceae; Suessiales; Symbiodiniaceae.
GAUCCACGCACUAACAGAUCCUCCUUUUUUCCCUGUGGCUGAUGAGUGAUGACGAGAGGCUUAUUGAGGAGUCUGAACCAGCGCCAGUGUCUUCAUGUUGGAGGAGGCGCUUUGCCCUCCUAGCCCCGCUUCUUUUGGCCCCCUUCGCUGCCGUUCCGCUUCUUGCCAGAAGGCAGGAGAGGGCAGAGCUGACGGACAUCGUGGAGCUUGCACCCAAGGGCAUUUACCCGCUUCUCCGGGGUGGCGUGGCUGUCUAUGGCGAAGAGGAUCAGGACAAAGCCAUUUGUGUGGGAAACAUCCUCAGCGCUGGCGCGUGGCUCUCUGGUGGCCUGCUAAAGGUGACAGGGGCGGUGCAAGACUGUGAUUCUUCAAAUUUUGGAGGUACUGCAGAGACAUCAGUCUCCGUCAACAUCUCUGCAAUGCCGGGGCUUUGCGCGCGCAACAUCGCGGGUGCCAUCCGGGACUUUUCCACCACUGCGCUGCUGCUCGAAGGUGCCGCCACUGCUUGCAACAAGGAGCGCAUUGCGGAUAUCAAGUGCAUCACGGCUGUCACCAACUCGGUGCGCCAAGCUGGGCAUUUGGCCCGGUUCUCCUCAGAGCUCUCCAUCUUUUGCCCUGAGAAUUUGGACGUGACGAGCCUCUACCUAUGCAUCAAUCGUGUAGAAGGCGUGGGCUGGUCCGUGGAUCCGCUGCUUGGAAGCAUCGCAGCUUCGGCGAGGCUUUGUGGCGCGGAAGGCAAGCCGCCCAAAGAGGACGUGGGCGCCUGCGUGGGGGAAAUCCUCGGCGCAGCGGCCUUCGUGGCGGCAGCGGCCCUCGACAUUUGGCGCGCCGCGGAUUUCGAGUGCCUCAGCGCACUGGAUUCAGCCAAAGUGCUGACGCUCAACUCGAAAGAGAAGGACAGAAUCAAUGCCCGGUGUGCCGUGUUUGCCGGCGGGGCUGCGCGUACCUUCGGCAUCGCUGCAGCCAAGGCGAGCGAGGCUUCUAAGCACUGCGCCCUUGCCAAGGGCGCAUCAUGCAGUCGUGCAGCCUCCUUCGCGGCUGCUGCGCUGUCUGGUGCAGCAGAGGGCAUGGCCUUCAUGCGCCUGGAGUGCGGUGGGCCCCUGAAGUGCUGCACGCAGCUUCCAGGCAACCCGCCAAAGUUUGAGUGCGAUUGCACUACGCAGAGUAUCCUGGAGCUCAAAGAGGAAAACAAAGUUCGUUCGUCGCGCUGCGCAAGGUUUACAAGUGGGGCACUGAAAGAGCUUGCGGUGACCGUGAGCUUGCUGUCUGAGACAGCGGGCACCUGCGGGCCCAACACCGGCAGUGCUGCCUGCUCUCACUUCCUUGGUGGAGCCGUUGCCGGGGGCUUUUUCUUGUCCGAGGCUAUCAGCAGAGCGUCAUGGCAGUGCAAGGAGAUCGACGAUACGGGGUUCCGCGCAUUUUUUAGAUGUGGACAGGCGACCGGCUUCAUGGGAGAUUCCGUGGACACCAUGACCGCGGCCAUUGGUGCUGUGUCAUCAUUUCACUCGCUUUCAAGGACGAAGGAACAGUACAGUGACCUGAACCCCAUUUCCAAUUCAGCACUGGCGAUGGCGUGAUCUCCAAUCUUGCUGGAUGGGCCCGAAGCGACCCAUAGAUUCUUUAGACAAGAGUUGCUCACAUGCUGAUGAGAAUGAAGCUGGCGGCGCGUUU